Hypomesus transpacificus is the source of this 691-nucleotide messenger RNA. RefSeq names its product heterogeneous nuclear ribonucleoprotein C (gene hnrnpcb). Lineage: Eukaryota; Metazoa; Chordata; Actinopteri; Osmeriformes; Osmeridae. The record is from RefSeq and is a predicted model, not a curated record. Gene Ontology annotation, molecular function: RNA binding. The coding region runs from base 136 to 570 and encodes 144 amino acids. Gene Ontology annotation, cellular component: nucleus. The transcript has 6 exons.
AACCAACUGAAACGGACAAGGGAUUUUAAAAGACAACCCAAGUAAACCAACGUCGAAUUUAUAAAUUUUUAAACAAAAAUAAGCUCCGGUUUUUGAAGAAGCUUUUUUGAGCAACGACAAAUCUAUCUAUUGCCCAUGGAUAAAUUGCCACAUGGGGACACUUGGAGCAAGGUCACACAGAGUCAGGCAGGCAGGCAGGCAGACCUCCCGCAUCCAGACGAUAUGGAUCGCUCCCCCACCACCAGCAGCCUGAUGGCCAGCAACGUGACCAACAAGACGGACCCGCGCUCCCUCAACUCCCGGGUCUUCAUCGGGAACCUCAACACGUUGCUGGUGACCAAGGCGGACGUGGAGGCCAUCUUCUCCAAGUACGGCAAGAUCGUGGGCUGCUCCGUGCACAAGGGCUUCGCCUUCGUCCAGUACGCCAACGAAAGGAACGCCCGCGCGGCCGUGGGCGGGGAGGACGGCAGGAUGAUCGUGGGACAGGUGCUAGACAUUAACCUAGCAGGCGAGCCGAAGCCACACAGAUCCAAGACAGUGAAACGUUCUGCAGGGGACAUGUACAGGUGAGAGUUCAUCCGCUCUGCUGUGCCUCACUCUGAUGUACCACUGCACUGGAAGAAUCUCUAUUUAAAAUACACGUUUACUUACUACUUACUAACCGAGAGUGAGUUCAUGCCGGGAAAUAUCA